This is a messenger RNA of Boeremia exigua, 2548 nucleotides long. RefSeq names its product mitochondrial protein Pet127-domain-containing protein. Bases 68 to 2344 code for a protein of 758 amino acids. The transcript is spliced from 2 exons. Gene Ontology annotation, cellular component: mitochondrial envelope; mitochondrion. The record is from RefSeq and is a predicted model, not a curated record. NCBI's taxonomy places the organism in Eukaryota, Fungi, Ascomycota, Dothideomycetes, Pleosporales, Didymellaceae. Gene Ontology annotation, biological process: mitochondrial RNA 5'-end processing.
GACGCGACCGGGCUGUGGACGCGCCCGGCCACCACCCUCGCCCACCCGCAGUCGUCUCCCCUUCUCGAUGCUCAGAAGCAGUCGCACCAUUACACAGGCCGCUCCAUGGCGCAGUGCCUCGAUAUGCUGCUCCUGCGCCGCCCGUCCCAUCACUCUCCAGCGCCGGGCCUUCAGCGCCACCGAGCGCCUGUCCAAACGCUUGAAGAGCACCGAGGUGCUCAAAGACAUCAAGCACGAUGGCAUGGUCAAGAACGGGCUCCUAGGGCCGGACGAGCCUAUUGAGGAUGCGCACGAGGAUGGCAAGGGCGACACCGAAAAAAGCUCUUCGAGAAAAGAGAAGCAAGAGCAGCCGCCACCUGAGACCAUGUCACUGAGGGAGGCCUUGAUGGGGGGCAGUAAAAAGAAGAAGAGCGAAAGAGCAAAGCUGAACUUCGACAUAAAACAGGUCGCCGCAGAAGACUUCCACUUCGAGCCCGUCGACGUCAAAGUGCCUCCCGUGCCGAAGCUCGCUUACGGUCUCGACCGCGUGCUGUUCAAUCCCGGUGUGUAUCGGCUGCAAGACCCUCGGACAGGCAUCUACAACUUCGAUCCGUAUCUGGAGAAGAUCAUGCCUGCCGAAGAGUUCGACUUCGAUGCUCUGAGCGAAUACAAGACCUCGUCCUUGGACGAGGAUCUGCUUGCCGUCACCAGGAGACUGGGCGUCAAAUACACAGGCUCCACAUCGAGCAUGUCUGGCGUGCUCCAGCAUUUUCACUUCCUGCUAUCCGCCCAUCGAAGGCUCGACCACUCCAUGCUUUCCAAGAAGUUCCCGGAUCCAAGCAACAAGUACUCCAGGAUCACAAAAGGACCAGACGCGAUCUUCUUGCGCUACAAGGAUGGUGUGUACGCCAUGGACGCCGACAAGACAUACGAUGCCCCCAAUAUCAUGAGCUGGCUCGGCCACUCAAUGGAGAAGCUCCUCACGACAGAGCGCACCGAGUUCGAGCGCUACCGCAGGUCGAGUCCCGAGCAAUCCCCGCCCGAAGGAGAUUCAGCCCGAUGCUUUCACUAUUCGAAGCAAGGAAACGUAUUAAUGCGCUCCCAACUCGACGCCCAAGACCCUCGUUUGCCGGGCGCUGGCAUCUUCGACUUGAAGACACGAGCAGUAGUCUCCAUUCGCAUGAACCACAGAUCGUACGAACAGGGUCUUGGAUACCAAUUGCGUUAUGCACAGGGUGAGUGGGAGUCAUUCGAACGCGAGUACUAUGACAUGACUCGAGCCACCAUGUUGAAGUACUCGCUUCAAGUGCGUAUGGGCAGGAUGGACGGCAUUUUCCUUGCUUACCACAACAUCGAGCGCAUCUUCGGCUUCCAGUACCUCUCCCUCGCCGAUAUGGACCAGGCUCUCCAUGGUCAAUCCGAUACAUGUUUGGGUGAUCAGGAGUUCAGAUUAUCCAUUGGCCUCAUGGAGGAACUGUUGAACAAAGCUACAGAAAAGUUCCCCGAGACAUCACUACGCCUUCACUUUGAGACCCGCGACUCCAAGCACCCCUUCAUGUACGUCUUCGCCGAGCCUGUCACAGAAGAGCGCGCAGACGAGAUUCAGAACACCGGAACACAAUAUGCAAGGGAGUGGGCACGCCGUGUCGUAGGUGUCGGCAAGAAUGACGCCGAAGCGAAGGAGGCAUGGCAAGACUUGCAGGAAGAGAUCGACGAACAAGUCAGUGAGGAUGGUACUGCAAACAAGGGUUCCGAGGCAGCAGCAGAAAGCCCGGAAGUAGAGGCAUCGUCUGAAAGCGAAAGCACGAUCGAAAACGAGACCGCUGCUGAGGAGAGUGAAAGCGAAACCGCCACCGAGGAGCACGAAAGCGAGACUGCUACUGGUGAGAGUGGUGAUACCCUAGCACCACCCCAGUGGACAAAAGAUACCACAUCUGAAGGCCCAUUGGUGGGCUGGACAGUGACGGUUCGCAACAAAGUAAACGGUCAAUAUGUCACGCGUCCCGAGGACCUCGAGCCAUUGGACAACUGGCAGAUCGAGUACAACAUUCAGGAAAUCGCAGAGGAUGCCGUAUGGAAAAACUACAGCUCGACGAAAGAGCGCCGGCGCAACCUGGUCGGCCAAACUGACGAGAACGAGGACAAGGCGCUUGCCAACUACCGCAAGGUCAUCCAAAGAUACGCUAGCCGUGGGCGCCAAUGGAGGGCGGAGCAAGAUCAGAUCAACCAGGAGCGCGGCACACAAUUGUAUAAGCCUUUGGGUCCUGGUUCGCCUGAGUACACCGAGGGUCUGGGCAAGGAGCCUGCUUCCGUGAACGCGUCAGAGGCUGCCUCUUCGGUUCCCUCUAACCCUGUUGUAGAAUGAUUCAUUCAGGUUGGAGCGUUGUAACAUAUGUUGUAUAUUGUACUAUAGAUACUUGUGAAAACGGGAGUUGUGUAAAGAGCGAGGAUGAUGUAAAUAUACCAUAGCAUGAACGGCGCUGAUUACACGAUGUAUCUUGCCACGGUGCUGUUCAUGCGCAUUUAUUGUCUGAGAUAAAUACUGAUGAAAUUACAUUGACAUUCUGAC